Harpegnathos saltator (Jerdon's jumping ant) is the source of this 1819-nucleotide messenger RNA. RefSeq names its product cell division cycle protein 37 (gene Cdc37). The record is from RefSeq and is a predicted model, not a curated record. Gene Ontology annotation, molecular function: protein kinase binding; heat shock protein binding; protein-folding chaperone binding. The transcript has 5 exons. Lineage: Eukaryota; Metazoa; Arthropoda; Insecta; Hymenoptera; Formicidae. Gene Ontology annotation, cellular component: cytoplasm. Gene Ontology annotation, biological process: protein folding; protein stabilization. Bases 223 to 1323 code for a protein of 366 amino acids.
GUUUUUCUCUUGCAGCAAUUGUAGAUCGAAACUCACGACUGUCGACAGUACAGUUGACAAUCAAGCUUCGACAAGUGCGAUAGAAGAAUCGCUGCUCUGUAAAAGAAGAAAUUCAACAACUUCUGUGCGUCAUAUUUGCGGUGAAAAGUCAUCCAGCUAAAAAGCGACGAAGAGUCAGUAAUCAAUCGUGUGACAACGAUUACUUUAUUCGAGCAUUGAACGAUGGUGGAUUAUAGCAAAUGGAAGAGCAUCGAAAUCUCAGAUGAUGAAGAUGAUACGCAUCCAAAUAUUGAUACGCCGUCACUAUUCCGGUGGCGGCAUCAAGCUCGAAUUGAAAGAAUGGAAGAACGUAAAAAGGAACAUGAAGAACAUGAAAAGAAGAAAGCAGAGACAUUAAAAAAGUUAAAGGAUACAAAGGAAAAGUUGGCAAAAUUGGGAAAUGAACAGGACUCGGCUGAUUUAACCACACUGAAAAAAGUUCUCCAGGAUCUUGAGACAGAAGAAAAAAGAAUUAAAGAAAAGGAAGAUGAAAUGGAGAAGAAAGAGAGAUUGACACCAUGGAAUGUAGAUACCAUUGGUCAAGAUGGUUUUACAAAAACUGUGAUAAAUAAAAAGCCUCCUAGGAAGGAUGAAGAUUCCAGUUUAUCUGAUGAAGAAAAGGAGAAACGCAUGAAGCAAUUUGUCAAGGAUAAUGAGAAGAAACUUAAAGAAUUCGGUAUGCUGAGAAAAUAUGAAGAUAGUAAGAAGUUUUUGUCAGACAAUCCACAUUUAGUUUGCGAGAAUACAGCAAAUUAUUUGGUCAUCUGGUGCAUCAAUUUGGAGAUGGAAGAAAAACACGACUUGAUGGAACAUGUGGCUCACCAAUGCAUAUGCAUGCAAUACAUAUUGGAGCUGUCCAAGCAAUUGGAUGUUGACCCGCGGGCAUGCGUGGGCUCCUUCUUUAGUCGUAUUUUAAUUGCUGAGGUGGAGUACAAGAACUCCUUUGAAGAUGAACUACGAUCGUUCAAGGACAGGAUAUGUAAGAGAGCAGAGGAGAAAAUAGCUGAUGCUGUUCGAGAGGCAGAAGAAGAGGAAAGAAAGGCUCGUUUAGGUCCUGGCGGACUCGAUCCUGUGGAAGUGUUUGAGAGUCUUCCGGAGCCUCUCAAAAAAUGUUUCGAGACACAGGAUAUUCCUCUGCUGCAACAAACAAUAGCUACAAUGCCAGAGGAAGAAGCGACAUAUUAUAUGAAGCGAUGCGUCGACAGUGGUCUAUGGGUUCCCGACGCGAAAGCUAAGGAAAAAGAGGAACAAAAUGCCGCGAAGGGAACACCAGAUCCAGAAUAAUGACCACACCGUACGUAGAAUACUCGGUGAAAAUCAGUAUCUCGUUUACACGAGUAUUCUUUACAUAAAAUCGAAACGGAUGUGUUGAAAUAAAGUCAUAAGUGGGAAACACACUGGCAAUACGAUUAUUAUCUCCAUCUGCUGCUUUCAUUGCUACUGUAGACAUUUUACUGUGUGUUAUCUUACAAAUAUGCUCUGUUAACUUAAGCUGAAUUAGUUUACAAGACUGAGUUGUCUUUUUCAUACAUAGCAAUCACUUGAAAUGAACCGAGUAGAGCAAGUAAUUAGUAUUGAAACAUUAUGUAACACUCACUUUCUAUAUAUCAUUUGUGUUGUUACUCGAAUUGCCUUCCUAUGUAUAUGUGUACAUAUACUGUUAAUCACAUUAACAAUUAUUUCAAUAUUUUAUAUCAACCUCUCUUCUACUAGUAAUAGUACAUAAUAUUGUAUAUUAAUCGAAAACGAUACCGUUAUGUAAAUAAAAACUAUUAUAAAC